AUGCGUUAUAAGGAUCUUGCAGUUGUUAUUGAACCACAUGAAAUUAGAUUUCCUCAUGCUAUUCAAAAUAAUCUUUAUCGACAGACAAUUCAUGUGAAAAAUGUAGGAACUAAAAGUAAACGUAUCCAAAUAUUUCGACCAUCGAAUAAGGAUUUUCAAUUAAUCGUUCAAAAUCCAGAUCAACCUGUUCCACCUGGUCUUGAAGUAACAGGUGUUGUUGAAUAUAUAGCAAAAUUCAAUCAAGAACAACGUGAUACUAUUGUUGUUGAUAUUGAUGGACAAGAAAUUAAAAUUCCUCUAUAUGCUUUUCCAGCACGAUCAGAAAUCUCAGUUGAUGAUAUGGUUGAUUUUGGUAUUCAUGUUGCUGAUAAUAAAACUGUUUAUAGAAAGAUUUCUGUUAGAAAUACUGGUAGUACACCAGCAAGUUAUAAAAUUACUUAUAAAGGUAAACAUCCAAUUACAUUUGCACCACAAACAGCAACUGUUCAACCUAAUUCAUCUGUUUCGGUCGAGAUUUCUCUAUUAACAUCAGCAUUGAUGGUAAUUGAUGAUAUUGCUACAUUAGAAGCAUGUCAUAAAACUCAUGAAAUAAAAUUAAAAGGAAAUAUUAUGAAUCGACGUUUAUGUUUACUUCAUCCUGAAAAUCAAGAAGAAUUACAAAAACUUAAUUUUGGUUCUUGUUAUUAUGGUUGUGAUCUUACUGCAUUAGCUGUUCUAUAUAAUGAUUCACCUGAAUCAGUUGCUUAUUCAGCAUUAAUUGAUGAUUCUAAACCAACAGAUUUUGCUCAAAAUGAAGAAUCUGUUACUGAAUAUACUAUGAAUCCAUUAAAUUCUAUUAUUACUGUUUUUCCAAAUCAAGGCAUACUUAGUCCAUUUGAAAAACGUCCAUUAUUUUUUCGUUUUAGUCCAAGAGCUUAUCCACCUAAACAAGCAUUUGCAACAACGCUUGAUUUACCACCAAGACGUGAUGUUGCUGCAUUUAUGUAUUUUGAAUUAUUAGGUGCAAGUCCUGGUCUAUCAAAAAUUGAACAUAGUAAAACAAAACUUGAAAUAGCUGUAGCUGGAACAGCAUUACCAGUUGUUUUAUCACUUGAACCUCAUGAAUUACAAUUUCCAACAACAUAUAUUGGACAAAAAUAUGAACAAAAUAUUCAUAUAUAUAAUCAAUCAGAUCAUAAACCAAUUGAUUUUCGUUUUCCAUCAAUCGCUAACUUUGCUGUUGAACCAGCUUGUGGAAAAUUAAAACCAAGACAAAAAUUAAAAAUUACUGUGACAUUUCUUCCGCAUCAAAUAGGUACUAUUAAUAAAACACUUGUCUGUGAAGUAGUUGGAGCAGUUAUUAAUUCUGCUGCACCAGUUUAUACUCAAUCCAAAGCUAUUCAUCAAGCUCAAUGUGUAUUAACUGGUCAUGCAUCAAUGAUUACUGAAAUACCACCAGAAAAAUUUAAUAUGGGUUUAAAACCAUUAAUUUCCAAUGAAGUUGGUAUUAAUGUAAAUACAACACAAGAUUCAUUAAAAUCAUUUUAUCCUCGAGCAGCUAUAUUAAAUAGUGCUCAUGAUACAACACAUAUAAAACGAUCAUCAAGCACAUAUUUAAAUAAUUUUAAAAAACAUAAAGUUUCAUUUCCAAAUGAUCGUGCUAAAAGUAUUGGUCCAUUUAAUCGAAGUGACAGUUUUAUAACACCAUUUACUAGAGAAGAACGAUAUAAUUAUGUUGAUCCUGAUUAUGCAUAUACAGAUAAAGAAAGGAAACAAAUUGAAAUGCAUAAGAAACCUUAUAAUGAAUUAUUUAAUGAACAAAGAUUUCAACGAACAGAAGUUAAACGAACAAAAGAAUAUAAAAAAUAUGAUACUGAUACAGAUCUUGGAAUAAAACCAGGCAAUAAUCUUGAAUCACCUCGAAUUGCUUUAGCUGAAGUGGAAAAAAAUGUUAAUAAAGCAAGAAUUCCGUCGUAUCCUAAUUGGAAAUUUCGUUUACCAACAACAUCAGAAUUAGCUGAACAAGAACAAACAUUAUUACAUAAACCAUUAAAAGAAGGUCUUAAUUCUGUUCCAACAACCUUAAAAGAAAAAAAAGAUUGUGCUAUACAAUUAACACCAAGUCAAUUAUUUAAAGUUGUUGUUGGACCAGCUGAAUUAAAUUUCGGUGAUGUAUGUGUUAAUGCAACUGUUACAAAAUUUUUAUCCGUACUCAAUAAUCUUGAUCAAUUUAUUGUUGUUCAAAUUGAUGUUGAGUCACCGGCUUUAAAAAUGACAUCACCAUUAUGUCAAGUUAUACCUGGAAAAUCUCAUGUACAAUUUCCAAUAACAUUUGAACCAUCACAAAUUGGUCUUUAUCAACGUUCAAUUUCAUAUAUAAUUAAUAAUUUUUAUCGUCAUUAUGUUAAAAUAAUUGCUGAUGUUCGUCAACCAACUGUAAAAUUAUCAACAGAAAGACUUGUCAUACGUUCAUUACCACAUUUAUUAGCAGAAGAUUCUUUUCGAAAAGUUGUUCAUUUAUAUAAUCCAUUAAAUGCACCAGCUGAAUUUCGUUGGGAACCUGUUAUUGGACCAAAAGGAACAGCAUUUUCAAUUCGUCCAGCAACAGGAAUUAUUGAACCUUAUCAAACAAUUGAUUGUGAAGUUGUUUGGUAUGGUAGUACACAAGCACCAGUAGAAAAUUAUUUUACAUUGCAUGUUUUUUCAACAAAUGAUACACGAAAAAUUUCAGGAAAUAAUCGUUCAUUGAAAACAAAUAAUGAAACAACUGUUACACUUCAAUGUGUUGCACAAAUUGGGAAAGGAAAAUAUCGUAUUUUAGAAAAACGUGUUAAUUUUGGUACAAUACCAGUUAAUAUGACAUCAAAACAAACAUUUACAAUUAUUAAUGAAGGAACAAAUCAUCUUUUCUAUGAAAUUAUUGAUCCAAAUCCUUGUCCUGGUGUUAUUAUAACACCAGCUAAUGGUCUAGUUUCAGCUGGUUCACAAACAAGUGUAACUAUUGAAGUAACACCUGUCGAAUUAAUUAAAUUCGAUAUUAAAUUUGGUUUAAAAGUACUCGGACAAAAAGAACAAGAAAUACGUAUGACAGGUGAUGUUGUUGAACCUGAUAUUAAUAUACCUGAAGGAGAAUUUAAUUUUAAUGGUGUACCAAUAUUAAUGAAAGCAGCCAAACCAUUUCAUAUUGAAAAUAAGGUAAAAAGAAAAAAAGAAAUUUUUAUUUUUAUCGCUGGUAUAUAA
Messenger RNA from Adineta steineri, 3219 nucleotides. The record is from the annotation of a GenBank genome assembly. Lineage: Eukaryota; Metazoa; Rotifera; Eurotatoria; Adinetida; Adinetidae.